Aspergillus melleus is the source of this 1100-nucleotide messenger RNA. RefSeq lists its product as uncharacterized. Bases 1 to 828 code for a protein of 275 amino acids. The transcript has a single exon. The record is from RefSeq and is a predicted model, not a curated record. Lineage: Eukaryota; Fungi; Ascomycota; Eurotiomycetes; Eurotiales; Aspergillaceae.
AUGCAACUACUGCCAGCCAUCCUGCUCCUUGUCAGCCCUCUGGCGCUAGGAUUAUCGCCACUUUCUUUCCUGCAAUCACUGGGAUCGAAUAGUCUUCCAGCACAGGACAACGCCCAGAGAGUCCUGAACACAGAGCACCAGACCCCGAAGCCUUCCUGGGAGCAUCACACUCUCCCGACCUGGUACACAUCUACCCUUCAAGCACGGCGCCUCCUGCAAAAGUCCAGCGUCGGCCGUAUCUCCACCACUUUCCCAUCACCCAUCAUCCCCGAUCCUGUACACCACUACAAUCCGCCAGGAAUGGUUUCGGGGCUCCCUAUCACCCUGCCGGAAUACGUUGCCUCGUGUCACCCGGAUGGAAAUCCGACUAUCCUAGGUCUCCACCUCGGCACCACUUUCAAAAACGCUGCCUUCGGGUCCAACGUCUCCCUCUCCCUCGACUGGUGGGACCACAUCGCUUCUGACACGGAUGUCCCCCUCCGAGACCUAUCCGACAGUCGCAUGGCGCUACCGCGCGCCGUGCUGAUAGGGUACCUAGAACCCUACCCAAGCCCCGUGGACCCCGAGACGAGAGUGGGUCUGGAACGGUGUUUUCUGGACGCUCAUCCGGAUGCGAGGGCUUGGCUGCCUGGCCGGGAGGGCGCGGCGCAUGCAGGAUUCUGGGCUAGGAUGGUCGUUCGCCAGGUGUUCUGGGUGGGGGGCUUCGGCGAUAGGGCGUUGAUUGGGUGGGUGAAUAUGACCGAGUGGGAGGGGAUUCGAGAGGAUGGCAGCGAGCCUGGGGUUGGUGAUGGGAGGGGGUGGAAGGAUGCGUUGCUACCUGGAGAGUGAACGGUUGAUUUGUUGUGUACCUGGUAUUCUUGGUUGGAGGCGAGUCUAGACGUAGGGUGGGAGGGGCGAGUGUUGUUUUCGGUAUUUGGCGAGCUGGCUGAAAAGCUCUUCAUAUCAUGGCUACUUGCUUGGUAGUGGAACCUUCGUAUCCGUAGUAUAGAAUCAUGAGUUCAAUAAAGAUAUGGAGGUAUUCAUUCCUUCAGUGAAGGCUUUGUGUACUCGAAGAGCUAUGAUAUGACGGCAAAUUCUAGACAAUGAUAAUGUUCCCCCAC